AUGUGGCUGUUCACAAAAGACUCGGCAAACACAGUCGGUUCACUGGGAUUAGGCUUCUCCAGUGAUCCGGUUACCGGUUUCACUUUUUCACCACCAGAAUCAAAUCAAGACGAAUCCUUCUCCAUCGCCGGACCAUAUGGUCUUCAGUGGCGUUUGCGUCGAGCACAGAGACGCAAACCCACUGAGGAUGCUUCCAUUCUCACCUGCAGUUUGACAUCCGCCGUAGCUACCAGUGAGCAGGAUCUGAUAAUGAAUUCGCUUCGCCAAACCGUAAAGUGGAUGAAAACUCUUCGUCAUCCUAAUAUUUUAAAUUGGUUGGCAAGCACUGAGUUAACCGGACCAAAGUUACCUUCUGAAUUUCAUAUUGCCACAGAACGUGUCCUUCCACUGCGAGAAUAUUUACGCUUAAAGGCUGAUAGCGGAAACUUCAACUUUAUCUCAUCCUGGGGUCUUCACCAGUCCUUAAAUCCUUAUUUGCCACCAGAUGGGGUUCUUGUCGAUGCGUGGGGUUUGGGCUGUUUAAUUUGGGAAAUAUUCAAUCCCGAAAGCACGCUUUGUGAUCGCAGCCAACUGACCAGCACUGAUGCACUUCAGCGGGUGCCAAAACCUCUUGUUUCGGACUAUCGACAACUGGUUCAUUUGGGCACAGCGCGUGGGAUGAAACGACGAUUGACCGUAGCGCAAUUUCUCGCCCACGCACUGAAUGCGGAGAAAGGAGGCUUCUUUGCCAAUCAGUAUGUGAGCACUUUGUUAUUCUUGGAAGAAAUCCAAUUAAAAGAUGCCAAGGAAAAGUCAAAAUUUCUGUCUGAGCUUAGCGAACAAAUUUCCACAUUUCCGGAUGAUGUUUGCCGACACAAAGUUCUUCCACAUUUGCUUAAUGGUUUACGUUAUGGUUCUGCUGGAAUCGAGGCCCUCAUUCCUGUUCUCCGAAUCAUACCACUGCUUACCGAAUCCGAGUUUGAAGCCGCAGUGCUUCCUUGUCUUGUCCAACUAUUCGCAUCUCCGGAACGGGCCACGCGUGUCCGACUCCUUGAGCAAUUACCCAAUUUUGUACAAAAUGUGCCCCCUAAAGUGGUUGAUAGUCAAAUUUUUCCGUCGGUUUCAACUGGAUUUUCGGACGCUAAUCCAUUGGUGCGUGAGGCUACUGUACGGGCUAUGGUUCACCUAGCUCCAAAGUUGACGGGGAAAUUUCUUAAUGAGGCGUUACCCCGUUACCUCAUUGCCCUACAGCUAGCAGAAAUUGUGUUUUUCUCUGUCAUUCCCCGAUUGAUUAAUGCAUUCAAUCCACAAUGUUAA
Echinostoma caproni is the source of this 1296-nucleotide messenger RNA. The record is from the annotation of a GenBank genome assembly. NCBI's taxonomy places the organism in Eukaryota, Metazoa, Platyhelminthes, Trematoda, Plagiorchiida, Echinostomatidae.